AUGGUGCAAAUCACUCAACUCCUGUCGGGUAUUGCUCUCGCUUCAGGUGUACUCGGGUCGCCUAUUGAGCGACGUGCCGUCAUCAACCACGACGCCGUCGUUGGCUUCCCGGAGGCUGUCCCAUCAGGCACUACCGGAGCGCUGUAUCUCAAAUACAAGCCUUUCGUCAAGACAUUCACCGGAUGUGUCUCCUUCCCCGCGGUUGACGCUCAAGGCAAUACAGGGUACGUGUUCUCUUCUCUUGGUGUGUUCCAACGCAAGACUGAUUUUGGUUGUAGCGGAGGACUGGCCACAAGCGGUUCAUCCUCGGGCGGCUGCAGCUCGAGCACUGGCCAGGUGUAUGCUCGAGGCGGCAGCUACAACGGCCGAUAUGCCAUCAUGUACUCGUGGUAUAUGCCAAAGGAUUCGCCCUCAUCAGGCCUAGGACACCGUCAUGACUGGGAGAACGCCGUGAUCUGGCUGUCCAGUCAAAGCACAAGUGCUAGUGUUGUUGGCAUGGCUGUUUCCCAGCACGGCGGAUAUGACAGGAGGAGCUCAGGCACUUUCUCGGGCAACAGUCCUUUGGUGGGCUAUACCGCCAUCUGGCCAACCAACCAUCAAAUGAUCUUUACUGACACCAAGGGUGGCCAGCAGCCCUUGGUAGCCUGGGAGAGUUUGCCUGCUGCGGCUCGCACGGCGUUGACGAACACUGACUUUGGCAGUGCCAACGUUCCUUUCAAGGACGGUGCCUUCGAGUCGAAUCUAGGCAAGGCGGCUAUCUAA
This is a messenger RNA of Fusarium poae, 762 nucleotides long. RefSeq lists its product as uncharacterized. Lineage: Eukaryota; Fungi; Ascomycota; Sordariomycetes; Hypocreales; Nectriaceae. The transcript has a single exon. The record is from RefSeq and is a predicted model, not a curated record. Bases 1 to 762 code for a protein of 253 amino acids.